Aspergillus saccharolyticus JOP 1030-1 is the source of this 1917-nucleotide messenger RNA. RefSeq lists its product as uncharacterized. Bases 132 to 1640 code for a protein of 502 amino acids. NCBI's taxonomy places the organism in Eukaryota, Fungi, Ascomycota, Eurotiomycetes, Eurotiales, Aspergillaceae. The record is from RefSeq and is a predicted model, not a curated record. The transcript has a single exon.
GAAAGUUCAAAUAGCAAAUAAAAGCGGCUGUUGGGGGCCGUCUGCCCCUUGCAUGCCAUGCCAUGACUUGACUUGACUUUCCCCUCGACUUCACUGCUCCUCCCCCGGUUUCUGAGACGCAGGCAGCCACGAUGCCGAUUGUCACUCUUCCGAAUGAGAUUCUGGACACUGUAUGGGGCUUCCUCAGUCUCCAGGACUGGUGUGCUCUCCGCCUGUCAUGUCGAACCCUGUACUCCCGGUCGCUGGCGACCUUUGUGAGUCGACAUGUCCAGCGCAUCAGCGUCCUCAUGACCCGCGACGGACUGCGAGAGCUGCAGGCCAUCGCCGCCCAUGAGACCUUUCGGACCUCCGUGCAGGAACUGUGGCUGGUGGCUGAGGUCUUUCGCGGUCACUACGAGACCGACUACAAUGACUUUGUGCAAGCCCAGCUGAUGACGGCGGGGGGCGUGAAUCACCGCACAGAGAACACGCGAUGGACCGCCGAAAGCCUGAUCGCCGACUACGAGUCCUACCAGACGGCGGUGGCCGAUCACCUGCAACUGAUCCAGGCCGACUCUCUCCCGCAGAUCCUCGCCAGCUGCAUGAAACAAUUCCCCCACCUCUCCACCGUCGGCCUGGAAACCUACCCUCCCACCGCCGCGGGAUACAAACACCCGCCGUGUCUCGGCCGCAACGCCCUCCGCCGCCAGCUCAACCACCAUCCCUUCAGCCACCCCCAGAUCGCCUCCCACUGGCAGAGAAGCCCCGACUACCUCUGGGGGGAAGAAACCCGCAGCCUACGCGCGCCCGUCUUCUCUGCCCUCCUCCAAGCCAUCCCCACCGCCACCAUCCAGAUUCAACAACUGCGCACCUGCAGCGAGGGCGAACACUGCGGCAUCCCCCCGGAACAACUCACCCUGACCGACACCCACUACGAGAUCCUGCAGCCGCAUCUCCAGAGCCUGCAAACCCUCGACCUCUGCCUCCAAUACACCCACCACCCGUCCCCGGUUGCGCCAAGCGAAUCCUCCCCCUUGCUGCGCCUCCUCCUCGCCGCCGCACCCACCCUCACCACCCUCAAAGUCUCCCAAUGGAGCACCAAGGACGAACUCCCCGCCGACCACUUCACCACCCUCGCGCACCACAUCCACUUCACUCGCCUGACCAGCCUCUCCCUCCACUGGAUCGAAGUCACCCAACCCAGCGUCCGCGCCUUCCUCCGCACCGCCGCCCCCACCAUCCAGACCCUCUCGCUCGUCAGCGUCAGCCUCAUCGACCGCAUCGACCGCCCUACCCGCUCCCCCCCCUUCUACGACGCCGUCAGCGACCUCUGGCGCCGCCUCUGCGACGCCAUCCGGGACGACCUCCCGGGUCUCCGCUCGCUCGAGAUGAAGGACCUCGCCUACCGCGGCCACGUCUUGGGGGUGGAGGAUCCCCUCCGCGCACAGAGCGGAACGCGCAGGACUCGAAGCGGGGGUGCGGCCGUGGCGGUCGGGUACGAUGCCACGCGCGCGCAGGUCGGCUUCGCGACCUGGCUCGAUCAGCUCCAGCUCGCCGAGCCCCGGUCGGCGCGGCUGGGCCAGCCCUUGCCCGGGCGGUUCAGUAGUAUGGCUGCGUGUUCGGAUCUGCUGCGGUUGUGGGGGUCGGGGUCGAAGAAGUGAGCAUGGGUCCUAUUUUAAUGGAUUGGUGGCUGUGGAAUCGGGUAUCGCAUUAUGGCGUUCUGGUGUUCUGGUGGGGUGGUCGACUAGGAUAAACAUAAUUGAGGGGCAGGAUUAAUUGGGUGGUUGAGUGCAUCCUGCGUGUACAGGACGUUUGUAAAUAGUGAUCGGCUGCAGCAGGAAGAUAAGCUUUGAAUUAGUUACAGUAUGCUCGGAGACAUUUUCUCUCGGCUGUGGGGAAAAGUCCUGUCAACAAAAUCCCCCCUUUUUUUAUUGGUCA